This is a messenger RNA of Pararge aegeria (speckled wood butterfly), 7511 nucleotides long. RefSeq lists its product as uncharacterized. The transcript has 12 exons. The record is from RefSeq and is a predicted model, not a curated record. Gene Ontology annotation, molecular function: protein binding. Lineage: Eukaryota; Metazoa; Arthropoda; Insecta; Lepidoptera; Nymphalidae. Bases 232 to 7230 code for a protein of 2332 amino acids.
UUUGUAUCAAGAAAAUGCAAUGGCCGCCAUCUUCGACUCUUGUGAAUGUUUUGGUCGUAGUUUCGGAUUUUGAGGCCUUUUUCAUUUGUGCUAUGCAAAUUCAUAAUAGAAAUAGUUUCGCUUCAUCAAAGGAAUACUGAAUUCGAUACCGUACAGUCUGAUAAAAUAAAUUGGAGGCCGGGUGCUCUCCAUACCAUAAUCUCGGGUUUGACCCAAGAUGCUAUUCUCAGCAUGUCAGCGACAUCAGAUUACGAAUCAGCGGUCCGGCAAGAUUAUGGGCCGACCACCUCCAGUGAAAAUAUGUAUGAGCAUGUUUUGGAUCAUAAAUUAACAAGUACUAUGGAUAUAUCAAGCAUUCGAACACCUGUACUAAGGGCUGUUCCCAUUUCAUCUACUCAGGGUGAUCCAGAACCUGAUUCUACAAAUCCCGAAAGCAUAAUUCAAACUGUUCACAAAGUAGACAGUAAAGAUAUUGAGUAUAUUAAUGAAAAGAGAUGUGAAGCAGAGAUGUCCAUUGAUUCCCUUCCUAGAAUUGUUAGAAUUGAAGAAACUACAAUUGAAAAUGUAGGACAUAUAGCCUACCCCAUUAUACAAGAAACCGAUGAUUCUGGAGAUGGCAACUAUAUAGAAAACACAGCAGCUCUCAUUCAAACUCCAUUGAAUACUUCGAUUGUUCAGACUGUCGGCAAACUGCCACAAAACUUCACAAUAAAUGUUGAUGCUGCUGUAGGAAAUAUAUCACAUACACAACUUGCAGCCAUACAGAAUGUAUCACAAGAUGUAUCAGGCAAUCAAACAUUAUGGUUACCAACAAUUCUGGCAACUAGUGCAGCUCCAGAUGGUAAAAAUGAUGAUGACAGAACACAUUCAGGUGUAUCACAGAUCAUAAUCACUAGUGAAAGCUAUGUAACUGACCCAAUUCCAUCUAAUCGUCGUACAAACAUUAUUACAGAGGCCAGCUACAUUAGCAGACCUAAAACUUCUAAGGUUCAGAUAUUGAGCAAUAUAUCUUUACCAAAAAAUUCAAAUUACCCUCAACAGUAUAUAACUCAGAGUAAAGAGAUAUCUGCACCCGUAUAUGGAACUCAAAAUCAUGUAUACAAGUUGAGUGCAAAUGUUGUCUCACAAAAGCAAUUGAACAGUGCAAUGUUGAGCACAAAGCCACCUAAGAACCAGUCGCUGAUAGGUGCAGCAUCACUUUCACCCACAGUUAUAAAUAACAGUUCUAUGAAGAAUGUGCCAUAUGGUCAUACAUAUUCAAAAAGCACGAACCUAAAUAAGCUUAACAAUGGUGCUAACUUAAAUGCUAUAGUUGCUGCCUCAUCUGGUAGUACACAAUGUCAUAUUUUAUCAAGAGUAGUUUCCGGGCCAAAUAAGUUAUCGGUUCACUCUGGUAGGAAAUCCGUAAGUACAUUUAAAGGAUCGAAAAGUUCUCAAGUAAAUCAGAAGAAUCAAUCAAGAUCUAUUAAAAUAAUACAGCAGGCUGGUACUGCCCACAAAUCUGAGAGUAAACCUUGGCCCUUGGCUAGUGUAACAUAUAAAAGCCAAGCAUCAAGUUAUGGAAUAGUUGAGUCGAACACUUCAAAAGUGAUACAGAAAGUUGGAAGUCCCACUCACAAAAAUCAACAAACAAUGACUGUGCAGAAGAUUCCAAAAGGUGAACGCCUCGUUCUACAAUCACCUUGUGGACCGGUUUUAUUAUCUACUGGUCCCAUAAGCACCAGUUUAGCUAAAGGUCCACAUUAUGUCCAAUCAGGUGCUACUCCAAAUCUUAGAUAUGUUCAAACAUAUGGACCAGACAAUCAGCUCUCUACAGUGUCCCAAGUAUCUGCCAAUCAGCAAUUGACAGCACAGAUCCUAAAAUCUCUUUCACAGCCAAAACUUAUAUUGCAACAAUCUCAAACACCUAUACAUACUAUAAAUCAUAAGCCUCUUGCAGUGGUCACUAUUGAAGAGCCAGUAGAAGCUAAACCUAUAAACCAAAAGAGGAUAGUCUUCGGGGAUAAGUCUACCCUUUUGACAGCUGACGAUAUUGUUGGGAUGGAGGAAAGACCCAAUUUAUCUGAAGAGUUACGUCGUUACUCAUUCCAAGCUCUCGCAUUUAUCAUGCUUGAUCAUACAUAUGCCUUGCCUGUACAGAAACAGCCAAUUGUUAGUACUCCAAGCAGUACUGUGGCAUUGUUGUCUCCAAUUAUAACUUCAACGAUUACAACGACUACUCCAAUGAGCCCAUUAAAAAGUUCCCCAGCCCCAGUGACUAAUGUUUCUCAAGAGUUAUCACCAAAUAUACCUAUCAGUACCAGUAGUAUUGCUCCCAUACCAGUGACAUCUGUUCAACUAGGUGUUCUUACAUACAAACCUCAGCUGCCGCCAUUGCCUCCUCAAGAUGAGGAUACGGCAUCUGUCACAUCCUCAAUAGAAGGGGAAAGAAGACCUCCCAUGCCAGGUGGGAGUGACACUGAAACCGCCCCAGAAGGUGAAGAAGAGGGGAAAACUAGAUGUAUUUGUAAUUUUACACAUGACGACGGAUAUAUGAUAUGUUGCGACAGAUGCGGCGAAUGGCAACACGUUGACUGUAUGGGAAUAGACCGGAAUAACAUACCUGACACAUACAUGUGUGAAUUAUGCCAUCCUCGUCCAAUAGAUAGGCGUCAUGCUCGAGCUAUACAAAUGAGAAAAAGAGAAGAAUUAAGCGCUUUAGGAGCAUCUGAUUCAGAUUCAUCAGAAUGUGGACGAGCUCCAGGGCAGAGAAGAAAACGGUUAUUAACAGUUACAACAUAUACAAACACCAGUGGAUCAUGUGUAACUACAUAUAAUUCCAGUUUACCUGUCUUGCCUCCAGUACCCCAACCUUCUCUAACAUUACCAAAGAGAGGUCCUAAACGUCCCAAGAAAGCAGAGGUAGUUAGAAAAGGGACAAAGAGAAAACUUGCGGAAAAAAGAGUGAAACGGAAGAAGGAAAUGAUGCUGAAUAGAAGCAAAUACAACACAAAUAUGUCCACUCAGUCUCAUUGGCGAGAUCAAUACGAACUGGCUGUGACGAAUCACUAUAGCCCUGAACUACGCGCUAAAAUUAUGAAGUAUAGCAGUAAACUUGGUAGCACAGCCAAUAUGGCGGCUGCGGUAACUGCAAAUUUAUGUACUACAGUUCCUCACGCCGGCGGUAAAAUACUUAUAGCUACAAAAGAUCUGAAGGACAAUUCUCCCAUCAUCGAAUUGAGAGGGAAAUACAUGCUCUCAAUCCAACACAGGCCACAACUACAAAAUUCAGCACGUGCCGGUAGUCAAAAACCGGGUCCUUUUGUAUUUUUCUAUAGAUUACCGAAAGAUAACACACAAAUAUGUAUUGACACGAGGACAUACGGUAACGAAGCAAGAUUCGUGCGUCGUUCUUGUAAACCUAACGCUGAAUUGCAGCAUUGCAUCGUUAAAGGCGCAUUGCACGUUUAUAUUGUAACUAUAAGUGACAUUCAGUCGAAUACCGAAAUAACUGUUGGACAUGACACAAAUGGUAGCAAACAACCAUGCGCUUGUGGAAAUCCUAAGCACUGUAAAUUGAAUGGACUAAGUCCUUUGGCAACUCGAAAAAGUGUAGAUUAUACGCAAAGAGAAAAGAGAAGUAGGAAUAGAUGCUUUAGUGCAUCGUCACCCGUAUCGCCUCCUUUAAAUCUUCUUGUAACAACUCCCACAAAAGAUCUACCGUCACCAUUCGGUAUUAUUAAAUCUGACAAGAAAUCCCCUAUAAAACACGAGUAUCCUCCUAUGUCGCCAGUCAAAGAACCCUUACUUUCUCCAGACUUACCUCCACCUAUAAAGUAUGAACCAUUAUUUAUGAAGCAAGAAAAAGAAGAAGAGAUAGACUUGACAGCAAAAGAAGAAAUGAAACCAGAACUUGAUGAACCCGAUUUUGUUAAAAUAGAACCCAAAGUUGAAGAAAAUAUGGAAGAACCAGAAGAUGAUGAUGACGAUGACGACGAUGACGAUGACGACGAUGACGACGAUGACGAUGAAGACGAUGAUGAUGAUGAAGACGAAGAUGAAAAUGAAAUGGAGGUUGAACCGGAGCGGGAAUCUAUUUUAGAGUUAAAAUUAGACGAACAUUUAAUUAAAGAGCAGGAACCUAUUUUACCUCCGCCGGUUGUUGUAGAAAAAAUUGUGGAACCAAUAAAAGAAAUACUAGAGGAGAAACCUUUUACAGCUGAACCAAAAACGGUUCCCAAAAUAGAACCCAAGAUAGAAACGAAAUUGGAGCCUAAAGUAGAAUCAAAAGUCGAACCUAAAAUAGAACCUAAAGUAGAACCUAAAAUUGAACCUAAAAAAGAACUUAAAAUAGAACCUAAAAUAGAACCUAAAAUAGAACCUAAAGUAGAACCUAAAGUAGAACCUAAGGUUGAACCUAAAGUGGAACUUAAAAUGGAACCUAAAGUAGAACAUGAGAGACCUGUCACUCGGGAGCUAACUGCCAAAUCUGCGUGUCAUGAUAGAUCAUCGAGAUCAAGUCGUACUACUUGCGUCAAUCAAGACUCUAUGGACGACAAAACUGACGACUCUCAAGACAAAAUCACCGCUGCUAAUAAGGAGAAAGAAAAACGGAAAAUGACUCGAGAAGAGCGUAAAAUGGAAGCUAUAAUGAAGGCUUUUGAAAGGAUGGAAAAAGCUCAGCAGAGGAAACAGGAGGUCAAAGAAAGGCAAAAGAGGAGGGAGUCUGAUCCUCAUCCCAGCAACAUUGAUAAAGAUGAUGAUGAUGAUAUACAUUGUAGUUCUAGGAAGAGGAGGAAACGUAAAGGUCGCGCACGCACAGCAUCCCAAUCAAACAGACGUCGUCUCAAUUCGGCUGACAGUGACAUGGUAACGUCUGGAGAUGAGGCCGGACCAAUGUCUCCGCGAGCCCCGCUUCAAUCUGAACAUAUCAUGCCCACACCAGAACUAGAAACUCCACAUGAACCAGUGACUGAGGAUCUGGGCUUAAGUUCGGCAUGCCUACUCGUCGAAGCUGCGGUCGGGUCGGUCGAAUCGGCGUUCAAACUACCCAAAACGAAGAAAACCAUGGCAACAGAAUGGAUUGGACGAUCGCCCGAACGAACCCCUUCACCAUACCAAUCUCCGUACAGAACUGCAUUAGUAUCUGCACCAUCAUUAGAAAGUUUAGUCAGAGUUGCCUCCACAAUGAUUGGAGAUCUCAGUGGGACACCGGAUUACCAUGAUGAAGAGCCAUCAUCACCUCCAAGGACCCCUGGAAGGGAGAGAAAUAAACCUCCUAAGAAGGCUAAAAGGAUUACAAGAAGCACCCCUCCAGUGGAAGUUCCUGAAGUGAUUCCAGUACAGCAUAGUGCUAAGAAACGUUGGUUGAGACAAGCCAUUAGUGAGGAAAGCGAUUCACCGAUAAUAGAUGCAUUGGUUUCAGAAUCCCCGCCGAACGAAAUUGUAACACCAUUAAAGAAGAGACGUAUGGCCAGGGAAUCAUUGUCUUGUGAGCAGAAUACUAUUGUGACUUGUAACGACGAGACGUCUCCCGUAUUAACAUCUGAGGAUUCUCCAGUAAAAGAAGACUCGUUAUCUUUAGCACGUCAAUAUAAACGGAAUAUAAUGGAAAUUUACAGUCGGGACCGGACAAGGUCUGAUAGUGGACAAGGCUCUGAUGAUCAGUGUAACAUUGAUCAUGACGUAUUAAAUGUUAAUCUAAGAGGUCCACAUAAUUCGGAACAUAUAAGAAGGAUUAUUGGAGUACCACCAACACCAGAACAGGACGUGCCCCCUGACAUAACUAAACCAGAAGAUAUUGUCAUGAAUAACAACAAUUUGGAACUUGAUGAGGGAGCCUACAACAAUAAAGUUGUGCCAAUGGAGAUUGACACAACAGUAGUAACACAAACAAAAUUAGAAUCAAAUGAAAACAUCCCAGAAAUCAAGGAUCUAAAAGGCAUAGAGAGCCCGAAUGAUAAAGUACAUAGCUCCCAAUCAGCUGAUACGUCCGGCAACUCGUCUCCGCAGCGUGACGAGAUGGAUGAUAUCCAGAAGAAAAUACAUUCAUUUCACACAGAAAACAUACAAAUACUGAAGAGUAGAAACAAGAAACCUCCAAAAGAAAAGCGGAAGAAGGUUAAUCUAAACUUUGACCUUAACAUGGUGGACGAUCAGAUCAGUAUACAAUUACGCACCGAAGAUGACACAGGAUCAAAAUCGCCAGAAAUUAAUGGUGAUAUUCAUGAAGAAGCUAAUUCUCACGAGGAUGUAAAGUUGCUUGUUUCGCCCGAAAACAUACCUUUACCGCCCGUUGAUUCGAUACCGCUACCAGAGCCUGAGAACAUACCACUGCCUGAAGAAACCACGCCGAUAGUCAUACCAUCCCCCGAAACAAUACCUCUACCCGAAGAGCCAAUGGAGCCUUCGAGAACGGUGAUUGUUCAACCACUGGUUGAAAAAGUUGAAGAAAAAUGUAGUGAUAAACAGUUAAAUGACAGACCGUCAGUGUUAGACAACACACUGCCGUUUUCGGCUCGUUUCAGCUCGACUGGUUUAUUUUCUGGGAUAUUCAGUAAUAUGUCUCAUUCAUUCAAAGUGGACAACUCAAUAAAUGAAAACAUACCAAAUAUGUCGUUAAUAAAAAGUGCAAUAGAUAGGACUACAAGUUUAGACGCUAGUUUGUUCGAUAAAGGUAGUGUUAGCCCAGUGGACGAGUUGAAGAGUGUACAGGAGAUUUUAACUCGCGUGAACAAUAUGGACUCUAAUAACAGUGUGUUGUUGUCUGGAGUUUUGCGCGGGGCCAGCGUGGCGGCGGCUGGCGCCGCCGGAGCCGCCAGGCCCUUCGCCAGGAACAACGACCCGCGCCUCAACCCGCCUCCUCAGGACAAGCCUAAACCUGUUCGGAGAAAGCUGUCCAUCAGCGAGUACCGCAAGCGGCACCUGGGCGCGCCGGCGGAGGAGGGCGCGGGCGGCGGCGAGGCGGAGGGGGGCGAGUGGUCGCGGGGCUCCUCGGGCUCGGCCUCGCUGUCCCCGCAGCGGCUGGACGCGGCGGCGGCGGCGGCGGCCGACGAGCUCGAGCAGCGCCUGCACCGGGACCUCAACGUGCAACUGCCCAAAGGCGUAUUCGACGCGCAGCCAACUGCGUCGGAGCGGCAACGCGAAAACCUGAGCUCUCGGCUACGGCGAGAGUUUGGACUCGCGCUCCCCGAAGACGAGGAUGCGCGCCUCGCGGAUACCGAAGCGGUUGCGAAGCGCUGCGACAGGUAGAGGCGCGCCGAGGCUCAGAAGUAUUUUUGUAAAUCUCACGCGGUGCGGGUCGGCGCGCUUGUAAUAUAAACUUUUAUAGACGAUUCGGUUUUAUUGGUGCUGGUUCGGUUGUACACUAACCCUAAACACAAUGGACGCCUCUAAUAGUUUUGCUGUCCCUUUCACAAUGUUCUUUAUUUGAAAAGGAUAGCGCUACUCUUAAAGUCCUUAAAUAUAUUUAAAGUCGAUCGAAUUGGCAACCGUUAUAUUGUAUAUUUUCAGUUUCGUGUCUUAUGGUUUUU